Erinaceus europaeus (western European hedgehog) is the source of this 1533-nucleotide messenger RNA. It is a transcript of the gene TEX44, whose product is annotated as testis expressed 44. NCBI's taxonomy places the organism in Eukaryota, Metazoa, Chordata, Mammalia, Eulipotyphla, Erinaceidae. The transcript has a single exon. Bases 1 to 1428 code for a protein of 475 amino acids. The record is from RefSeq and is a predicted model, not a curated record.
AUGACCAGUGUGGCCGAGGCCACCAGCAACUCCACAUAUGGUGACCUGACUCCAAGCAGCUCUAGGGACAGCACCACCGGGAGCUCCCAAAGUCGGGCCCUGGUACUUCCAUAUGUCCCAGCAGCAAGCACUGUUGCAGCGUCCAAUGAACAUCUUGUAAACCAGGCCUCAGUGGAACCAGAGACCUUGGAGGCCACACCAGCUUCUGAGGACAGGGAGGAGCAUGACACUGCUGCAGAACCUGACCAGGAACCUGGAGAAGCCACAACCACAAAGGACCUGCCAAGCUAUGAGACCCUCCAGGAUGCAGAGGGUGCCAAGCUGGUGCAAGAUUCAACAGUGACUCAGAGUCCUCAGACUCCACAACAAGACUCUCUGUCUGAGAAAGACACACCACAACAGCAGAGUGUCCCAGACAGCAAACCGGAAGCAACUCCCUCUGCCCUGCGUACUGUGGAAAGGGAACCGGAAGUGCCUCCAUCUCCUAGCACAAAGCUGCAGAAACCGGAAAUAAUUCUGUCUCCUCCUAGUACUGAGCACAGGGAACCAGAAGCAACUCCAUCUCUUAGUGCCAAGCUGCAGGACCCGAAGGUAAUUCUGUCACCUCCUCGUACUGAGCAGGAGGAACCAGAAGCAGCUCCACCUCUUAGCACCAAGCUGCAGAAACCGGAAAUAAUCCUGUUUCCUCCUAGUAGUACUGAGCAGGAGGAACCGGAAGUACCUUCAUUUGCCCCAAGCACUGAAGAACAGUCCCCGCAAAAUGCCAUCAUGUACCCCAUGGUCAGUAACAGUCACCUUGAUGCCCGGGCUGCUGACACCCCUGAGACCCAGAAACCCAAAGGUCCAGAGGCCUUGAACCCAGACCUUAAAGCUUGGUCGCCAGGCAUGUCUCAGGCAGUGACCCAUGGUGAUCUGGACUCAGAAGACCGGGAAGCCAACUUGCUCCUUCGCUCCCCAAGAGGCAGUGCCUCCCACUUGCUUGUUCCGCAGGAGAUGCAGGGCUGGAGGCGCGUGGACUCCUCCGUGUACUGCGCCGACACGGAAAUCGACUACAUGCGCUCGGUGACCAGCCUGCUGGGCGGUGGCGAGGCAGCCAUGAGCUCCCUGGCUGACAUCCUGGCAUGGUCCGAGAACUCCUUGGACGUGGCUACCGGGCUCCUAGAGUCAGGCAGUGGCCACUUCAGCAACAUGCUGCGCAUUGCGGGGCCCAGACUGCGUUCGGUCUCCAGCAUCCUAGGCAUUGACAGCAGCGGCUUGAGGACCCGCCUGGAGCAGAUGCCCAGUGCCACCUUGCGCUCCCUGCACUCGUUAACCAACGUGCUGGAGGCGGCAGAGCAGAGGACCUUGGAGGGCAUCCGCUGGGCCUUGCGAUUUCUGGCCGCCCACAUUAUCCCACGGCUGGUCCAUGCAGCCCCCAACUUUAGUUAGGCCCUAUUCAAGGGGGUGCGGCUCUGCAGCCUCCCAGACGCCUGCGGCCCUGGCCAGCCCUUCCCAGACUGAGCAAUAAAUCACCAGCCAGCAUUUAUCUCCUAA